CAAGGCUAAUGUUGUCAGAAAUGUUAGGUUAACUGAUGUUUAAUUUCUUAUUUAUGUAGAAUAAUAGCUCCUAAUGAAUAAAUUGGUAGCUAUAUUUAAUGUGGGAAAAGUUGCAUAUGGUCCUUCAUUGAAAUUACAGGCAGCUCUGGCAAAUUAUCAUCGUCAGCAUGAAGACACCCCUGGCACCUUACUUGUAGUAGAACAUCCGCCCGUGUAUACAACAGGAAUCCGAACUAAACCAUAUUCCAUUAAAGAUGAAGAAAUACUUAAGCAGACAGGGGCUGAAUUUUAUCGUACCAAUAGAGGGGGGCUGAUAACAUUUCAUGGUCCUGGACAGUUGGUAGUUUACCCAAUUUUAAAUCUGAAGCAUUUUAAUCUCGGAUUAAGAAACUAUGUCAGUAAUAUUGAACAAACUGUAAUUCAAAUAUGCAAAGAUUUUAACUUAAAGGCAGAAACGUCAGCUCAUACUGGUGUGUGGAUUGGAGAUAAUAAAAUUUGUGCCAUAGGUGUUCAUGCCAGCCGUUAUGUAACCACACAUGGUUUAGCUCUUAAUGUUUGCACUGAUUUAACUUGGUUUGAACACAUAGUGCCUUGUGGGAUUGAAGGAAAAGGGGUGACUUCUCUUACAAAAGAACUCAAAAGGCAUGUUAAUAUAGAAGAAGUUAUUCCUGUUUUUCUAAGAAACUUUACCCAUGUUUUUAAAUAUCCUUGUGUUGAUAUUUCUGAUGAAAUUUACAAGAAAAUAGAAAAUUAUGAUGAAACACUAUUAGAUAACUUUUCAGUAACCAGCCGGAUUUCCCCUGGUUAAUGUUGUGAACUACAUAUAUUACUUUAAUUUCGUUAAUACUUCUGAACGCACCUUAAAUUUAAAAGUGGCGCUUAAAUGUAAUGGUUGCCAGC
This is a messenger RNA of Agrilus planipennis (emerald ash borer), 900 nucleotides long. RefSeq names its product putative lipoyltransferase 2, mitochondrial (gene Lipt2). The record is from RefSeq and is a predicted model, not a curated record. The transcript has 4 exons. Bases 74 to 808 code for a protein of 244 amino acids. Gene Ontology annotation, molecular function: lipoyl(octanoyl) transferase activity. Gene Ontology annotation, biological process: protein lipoylation. Gene Ontology annotation, cellular component: mitochondrion. Lineage: Eukaryota; Metazoa; Arthropoda; Insecta; Coleoptera; Buprestidae.